Puccinia graminis f. sp. tritici CRL 75-36-700-3 is the source of this 2561-nucleotide messenger RNA. RefSeq lists its product as uncharacterized. The coding region runs from base 1 to 2409 and encodes 802 amino acids. NCBI's taxonomy places the organism in Eukaryota, Fungi, Basidiomycota, Pucciniomycetes, Pucciniales, Pucciniaceae. The record is from RefSeq and is a predicted model, not a curated record. The transcript is spliced from 3 exons.
AUGGAUCAAAGUUGUGUCCGUUGUAUCGACCUCGGCCUGCGCUGCACCCGCCCAGCAGCCAGGCUUGGAAGCACGUCCUGCACGCGUUGCAUCAAAGAGCAAGCAAGGUGUCAACCCUUUAUCACCUCAGAUGAUUCCAGUGUUACCGCAGACGAAGACGCCUCAUCUUCGGACUCUGCAGACAAGACCAGUGAAGAAACCACAUCCUCGGACUCUGCAGCCAAGACGAGUGGGGAAACCACCUCCUCGGACCCCACAAUCAAGACCAGUGAUGAGGAUCUGGUAGGUCAGAGUAAGUUAAAGCGCCGGCGGGACCCGCAAGAGGAGACUCAAGCCCGCCGCAAAAAGCCUCGCCCAGUCAAAUCUCCCUCUCCUCCUGGACCACGAUAUCGCACUCGUGCUCAGGCUGCUCUAUUGCGUACACAAGCCCCACCCCGUGUGCCUUCCCCUCCUCCCCAGCAGCCAGUCCCAAGACAAAGACAGCCCGUUGCUGGACCAUCCCGGCAGCCAGUCUCAAGACAGCCCGUUACUGGACCUUCCCGGAAGCCCAUCGUUGUGGUCUCCCGGCAGCCCGUGACUCAGCCUACCCGCCAGUCUACCUUUGUGUCAUCCCGGCCGUCUGAUUUUGCCCUAUCGGCGCGGCCCAUCUCUGGGCUCUCCCGGCCUCCCUUACCGGCCAAACAGAAGCAGCCUGAGAUGCCGCCUCGAAAGGAACCUCCUCUCUUCAUACCUGAGUCUUCACCUUAUCUCGACUUGCCCUCUCGAUCCCCACACUUGGCGAACUUCCGGCCUCCCUCGCCGGCCAUAGAGAAGCAGCCUGAGAUGCCGCCUCGAAAGGAACCUCCGCUCUUCAUACCUGAGUCUUCACCUUAUCUCAACUCGCCCUCUCGAUCCCCACACUUGGCGAACUUCCGGCCUCCCUCGCCGGCCAUAGAGAAGCAGCCUGAGAUGCCGCCUCGAAAGGAACCUCCUCUCUUCAUACCUGAGUCUUCACCUUAUCUCGACUUGCCCUCUCGAUCCCCACACUUGGCGAACUUCCGGCCUCUCUCGCCGGCCAUAGAGAAGCAGCCUGAGAUGCCCCCUCAGAAGUCACCUCCUCCCUGGGUGAUUGACUCUGAAUUUCCUCUCGACUCGGAAUUCUUUGGGGGCCUAAUACCGGCCAAACAGAAGCAGCCUGAGAUGCCGCCUCAAAAGGAACCUCCUCUCUCCAGACCUGAGUCUUCACCUCUUCUCGACUUGCCCUCUCAAUCUCAGCACCGUCCAGAAGUCCUUCCUACCUCAUCCCCGCCCAACCAGCAGCCCCUCUCAGACCCCAAGGCCCUUCUAAGUCUCCCCUUUUCGCAGCACAGUCCAGAAGACCCUCCCCCUGCUUCUGCCCCUCCCAGUGCAUCGCCCCAUCAGCGCAGUCCAGGAGCUGGUCCUAGUCCCCUCAGACCCCAAGCCCCUCCUGAUCCAACUUCUUCGCAGCUCAGUCCAGAGGGCCCUCCCUCUGGUUGUACCCUUCCCAGUACAUCUUCACAUCAACCCAGUUCAGGAGCUUCUCUCAGUCCCUUUAGACCCCCAGCCCCUCCUAAUUCACCUUUUUUGCAGCGAAGUCCAGAAGCCCCACACCUUGGUUCUGCCCCUCCUAGUUCAUCUCCACAUCAGAUGAGACCAGAAAAUGCUCACAAUCCAAUAAUUGAAACCACUACACCCAGUCAGAGCCCUCCAAGCCCAGUCAAUCCUCCAGUGAGCUCGGACACUUUCCAAGAAGCCAAUCCUCCUUCAAACAAUCUUCCUGAUCCCAGCCCUGAUCCACCUCAAGAAGGCCAACAAGACCAAGACCAACAUGUCCCUAACCACGAGGAAGAUGAGCCAGGCACUCCUGAAUCUACACCCCCACCUGACGGCUUCACACAGUCUAACCAAACUUCUGACAAUCUUCCUGUUCCCAGCCCAGAAGACCGCCAAGGAGGUCAACCGGAGCAAAACCAACCUGCAUCCGACAGACAAGCUGAGGCACGUCCAGCUGACUCUCCAGCCCGGUUUGAUAUCUUUCAAGAGCUGGGGCAAAACCCUGGCAAUCUUCCUGCUGUCAGGCCAGAACAGCUCCAAGGAGGCUUACCCCAGCCAAUCCAAAUUGACCCCAACAUAGGAGGCGGCGGGACUCCUGAAUUCAGAGCCCGUUUCCGCAGGCCCCGCUCAGAUGACUCGGCAGCUGGAGCCGUCAGACGUCCUCACAGGGUUGUGCUUGAGUCGAGGGUCCAUGCAACUUAUGCAGACAUCCACCGAGGCCUUUCGAGAAUCUUCAACCACAACCCUGCCCAAGACCACGUAGAGAUUCAGGACAGGGUCCUUCUCCUUCGAUAUGUAUACGAUCAGUUUGCAAGCCUUGCUAACUCCUCCUUUGAGGCUAUCAUUCCUGAAUAAUUAAUUUUCAAAUUUCAUCUUCUUGUCCUCUCCUGUCUCUCCAACUUACAAAAAACAUAGAUUUCUUCUCUCUAAUCUUUUGAUUCUUCAACCAGUGUUUCCUGUUGGGCCUGAACCUGUUGGGUCUGAAGACCCAAGUGCCCUAUAUUGUG